AUGAUCGUGGACAAACUGCAGGAAGACAGCCGCGGCGGGGAAGGGCUGCUGGACGGCGCGGCCGGCGAGGGCGGCCUCAUGACCAGCCCUCUCAACCUGGCCUAUUUCUACGGGGGAUCGCCGCCGGCUGCGGCCUUGGGGGCGAACGAAGUCAGCUUCUCGUCUUCUGGGCACUCCACGCCCGGCUCCCCGGGCUCUGACUCCUCCGACUUUUCUUCUUCUUCGGUCUCCACGGCCUCGUCCUGUAGCGCUGUCGGAGAGUCCCGGGCCCGAGGGGGCCCCCGCGCGGACCGUGUGCCAGGUGAGCACCAUAUGGCUGGUGGAAGGCAACAGAGAGGACCCUUUCAAGGUGUUCGUGUGAGAAAUUCUGUGAAGGAACUCUUGUUGCAUAUAAGAAGUAGUAAGCAGAAGUCUCCUGCUCCAUCUGUGGAUGAUUUUAAGGCACAAAGUGUGACUACAGAGCAGUUUCCAGAAUUAAAGACAAUAUUGACACAUAGUGGGAAAAGGAAGGGAGCCGAACCUGUCUCCGAUGGACCAGUUUGCAAAAGGCCAGCUAUAUCAUUGCAGACCCAGAUUUUGACACCACCCCAAACUCCAACUCCUGUGGAUAGCAUGGAAGAUGUUCAUAUUAAUGAACCCAAACAGAACAACAAUUCUGAUCUGCUUCAGAACAUUAUGAACAUUAAAAAUGAAUCCAGUCCUGUUUCCCUGAAUACAGUUCAGUUUAGCUGGAUGAGUCCGGUGGUUAUCAAUCAGAGCUCCCCUAGGGAGCAGUAUCAGGAUUUCCAUGGAGGCCAGAUUCUUACUCCACCGCAGAAAUACCAGCCAUUCCAAGUCAACAGUCCCCCACAAAUGAUGGAGCAAUCACAGAUAUAUCAGUUUUCUUCUCCUCAAAGCCAAGACCUGCAACAGCCCUAUAGCCACAUUUCAGUCCCAGAAUGUAGUCCAUAUUCUGGAAAACCUCAGUCUCCUACUUUUGAACCAAACUUAUUUGAUGGGCAAGACCUGCUUUUCUGCCCAACACAAAGCUUUGCAUCUCUCCUAAGUGGUACUGGAGAACCCGAGAAUAUUGCUCUCCCCAUUCAGACUUCACCCAAUGCUCAGCAGCAGCAGCAGCCACCAGCGCAGCCAAAUGCUAUCAACACCCAGAAUUUUAACCUGGGGCCAAACAGUGCCUGUGAUGUCCUGCGUGGGCAGGAUCUAGGCUUAACACCUUUAAAUGUUUCCCUGCCACCAGGGAAUAUGACUGGAAAUUCAAUGAACACCACACAGUUAGGAAAGUCCUUCUUUCAAUGGCAGGUAGAACAGGAAGAAAGCAAACUGGCCAACCUCUCCCAAGACCACUUUCUUUCCAAAGAUGCAGAUGGGGAUACGUUGCUUCACAUUGCAGUUGCUCAAGGACGAAGGGCCCUGUCUUAUGUUCUGGCUAGGAAGAUGAGUGCUCUUCAGAUGUUAGAUAUUAAAGAACACAAUGGGCAGAGUGCCUUCCAGGUAGCAGUGGCUGCCAAUCAACACCUCAUUGUGCAAGACCUGGUGAACUUGGGGGCCCAGGUGAACACCACGGACUGUUGGGGAAGAACCCCACUGCAUGUCUGUGCUGAAAAGGGCCACUCACAAGUCCUUCAGGCAAUUCAGAAGGGUGCCAUCUGCAGCAAUCAGUUUAUAGAUCUGGAAGCAACCAACUAUGAUGGUCUGACUGCUCUCCACUGUGCUGUGGUGGCCCACAAUGCUGUGGUUCAUGAACUCCAGAGGAACCAGCAUCAUCGCUCACCUGAAGUCCAAGAGCUACUUUUGAAGAACAAGAGUCUGGUUGACACAAUCAAGUGCCUGAUCCAGAUGGGAGCCACUGUAGAAGCUAAGGAUCGCAAAAGUGGCCGCACUGCUCUUCAUUUGGCUGCCGAAGAAGCCAACCUAGAGUUGAUUCGCCUCUUUUUGGAGCUGCCUAGUUGCCUGUCUUUUGUGAACGCUAAGGCUUAUAAUGGUAACACUGCCCUCCAUGUGGCUGCCAGCCUGCAGUAUCGAGUGACCCAGUUAGAUGCCGUCCGUCUACUGAUGAGGAAGGGAGCUGAUCCAAGUACUAGGAACCUAGAGAAUGAACAGCCAGUUCAUUUGGUUCCAGAUGGCCCUGUUGGAGAACAGAUAAGAAGGAUCCUGAAAGGGAAGUCUGUUCAGCAGAGAGCACCGCCAUAUUAGCUCCAUGUGAUCUGAAAAUCUGUAGUCAACACUCACUGUCAGUUAGGCAGUCCUGUUAUAUCUGUAAAUAGACCAUUUGCCCUGUAAAUGGCAAAUGUAAGUUGUUUCUGUGAAACAAAGAUAUUUAGUUCACUAUUAUAUAGUGGGUUAUGUUAAAAGAGAAACAUUUUAAAAAAUUUAAUUCCUCUUAACAUAUUGGAAUUUUACAUUCCCAGGUGGCUGGGAUCUAAACACUUGGACUUAUAUUUUUUAGUGGUUAAAUUGACUAGGUAGGAGAAGAUUUUUUUGAUUUGUUAAUAUGAGGCAUUUAUCUGUUGGUGCCAGUUUCAAAGUGGACAAUUCACAAUUUUUUGGGGAGGAAUCAAAUAAUUUAAAAGAAAAAAUGAAUCUGAAAAUAACAUUAUGGUUGCAUUUUGCCCAAUGUGGCACUAUGUGGUUAAGCAUGUAACAUGUAUAUAGGUGUUUAGCCUUAUGAAUAGAUUAAACACAAGGAUUGUUGAAAUUUUCAGUGUAUGUAUUUGCUUUCUCUGUUUCAAAACUAGAUUAGGUGUACACGAGGCAUUAGACAAAUGACUACUCCAAAUUUUAAGUGACUAAAGAUUUUUUAAAUGUAUUAAUUAUUGCUGAUACAGAUCUAAAGAAGCUUUUGUUUUUUAGCUACCCAGCAAGUUUCUGUGGAGAAACUGAAUGGAGAAAUUGGCACAUUUUGAAAGAGUUUCAUUUAGUACAUUAUCUUGAUAUUUUCUUUUCAUUCUCUGAGCUUCUAAUAAUUCUUCUGAUAAGAAUUACAUGUUCUUGAGGACAACAGUUAUUUCCUUCAGGAUUUUUGGGCUGUAGGAAUAGCAUAAAGUCAGCAUUAAAGCAAUGUUAGUCACCCAGAUAUUUUUCUUCUUAAUAAAUGUACUAAUGAUAAUGUAUAGUCAUUUCAUAUUUAUUGUAUAGUGAAAAAUAUUCUAUUUUAUUUUUUAGUUCUCAUAAUAAUGUUAAUAUACUCUGUUAACACUGCCUGAUUGCCAAGGUACUCAAUUUAACUUGUACAGCUAUGAUUACACACUAAUUCCUUUAAAAAAAAAAAGACAAAAAAUUUUCAUAAAUGAUGGGACAGAUCUUUGUGACUAACUUAAAUUCCUUUAAAAAAGAUAGCUUUUGGUUUGAUCACAUUGUUUGACCAAGUAUGUCUUGUGGACAAAAGUUGUAAACAUUUGGCAUCAAUGCAUGUGGUUAUGAUGUAUACGGUUGUUUACUUCAAAUAACUUCAUAUGGAUUUAAAUAAAAGUUUUAAUUCAGUUAUGCUACUGUUUUAAAAGUGUCUUCUCUUCCCUUGGAGCCAUUAAAAUCUUAAAAGGGAUGGCAAAAAUUGGUGCUAGAUCAGUUACUGACAUUGUUGAAGAAAAUAAAACAUUUUAUUGUCGCUGUUAUGUCCACCUCAGGUCUGUGAGAUGCUGAAUAGCAUAUGCCAAAUAGUUAUCCUCUAGAAGUUUGUAUGUUAAUGCAUCUUCCGUCCAGCAAGAU
Gracilinanus agilis (Agile Gracile Mouse Opossum) is the source of this 3705-nucleotide messenger RNA. RefSeq names its product NFKB inhibitor zeta (gene NFKBIZ). Gene Ontology annotation, molecular function: DNA binding; POU domain binding. Bases 1 to 2193 code for a protein of 730 amino acids. Gene Ontology annotation, cellular component: nucleus. The record is from RefSeq and is a predicted model, not a curated record. The transcript has 12 exons. Gene Ontology annotation, biological process: regulation of gene expression. Lineage: Eukaryota; Metazoa; Chordata; Mammalia; Didelphimorphia; Didelphidae.